Aspergillus calidoustus is the source of this 1470-nucleotide messenger RNA. The record is from the annotation of a GenBank genome assembly. NCBI's taxonomy places the organism in Eukaryota, Fungi, Ascomycota, Eurotiomycetes, Eurotiales, Aspergillaceae.
AUGUCUUGCAUAGCAAACGACAAAGAACUAUCUGACCUUCUCAAUCAGAUAAACGAGCUCCGCACUCUUGGUGUUACUGGACCCGUAGAGCCACCCCAGCUCAUUGUUUCUGGUCGUCAGUCUCCUUCAAAAGCUACCAUUCUUGAAAUGAUCUCGGGGCUAUGGUUUCCAGAAGUUUCGGGCUUCGCUAUCAAGCUCACACUGCGCAAGAGUCCCACCCGUACCGUCAAAGCAUCCAUCGUCCCGGGGCCUUCGCGAAACGCCGAAGAAACACAAAGGCUGCGCGCUUUCACACCUGAGAAAUUCGACAUCAUUGAUGGGCUACCAGAGCUGAUUAGACAGGUUGCAGGGCGUUUGGUCAUUGACAACCGUGUUAGUGAUGAUCUGCUCAAGAUUGAAAACAAUCGUGCCCCUGAACUGGCGACUCUGAAACAGAAGCUGCUCGAAAAGCUCGAUGAGCUUACUGCGCACCUGAGUCGGAGUCCUCCACUACCGCUAGGCAAGGCAUUCCUCAUAAAGACACAGCAGUCCAGAAGUGAUCGUGUCCGUGCAUCGGUAGUGGCAUCACUUGCAACUACAAAUGAUCAUGCGACUGCUUCGACGUAUGGUUAUUCGACGGAAAGCAUCAAGCGGGCAGUUUCGACCCUGGAGGCAUCCCGCGAUGACCCGGACUUCGUGGCUGCAGGCAUUAUCGACCAGAUGGAGGCUUAUUACGAUUCUACGCUCAUGAUAUUCAUCAACAACGUCGCGGUCGUCGGCAUCGAAAACUGCCUCCUCGAGCCUCUGAAACAGAUUUUGACAUGCCAGACCAUCAAUAACAUGGAAGACGACCAGGUACAGCGCAUAGCCGCUGAGCCAGCUCAUCUUACUGGCGAACGGCAGCGCCUCAGCCAAGAUAUUGGGAAACUCCAGGCAGGCCUUCAAGUUCUCAGUCUCUCCAAGCCCAUGGAACCGUCGUGGGCCAAUGCACCAGCUCUUGAAACAAACCAGUGCCCUUCUAGGAAUGCCACAAAGAUGCUGGAGAAACCUGAGCGCGUAACUACCGUGGCGGCUUCCAAAUCCCAGGUUGAGUACCUAGCUCAUAGCCCUACCAUUCCUCCCCCGUCCACAACCAGUGUUGCUUCUCAUGAGGCCUUGAAAGCAACCCCAGCGUCCAAGAGUCGAUUCACAGACCCUCCCAAACCCCUCUUUGGAGCACCGGUCAAGCCUCUAAUUGCAGCUGGAACUGGCCUUUCCAGGUUUGGAACUUCAUCGGAGCCCAUAUAUGACACAGGAAACAGCGCCCUGAACACUGGUAGUCGGCCAGCAUCCCCACAACACUCCAUAUUCGGAUAUUCGCCACAAGCCGCAAGUGAUACAGGCAUCAGCGCCUUGUACAUGGCUAAUCGGUCAGCAGCCCCGCAUUACUCCAUAUUUGGACAUUCGUCGGAGGCUGCAAGCGAUAGUUCUAGGUUGUCAUUAUUCGGCUAG